This is a messenger RNA of Ictidomys tridecemlineatus (thirteen-lined ground squirrel), 1149 nucleotides long. NCBI's taxonomy places the organism in Eukaryota, Metazoa, Chordata, Mammalia, Rodentia, Sciuridae. The record is from RefSeq and is a predicted model, not a curated record.
AUAUCACUAAGUUAAAGACAAUUAUAUAGCAAGAGAAAACAACCCAGUGCCAGGAGUUAGGAGCUCUGAGCUUUGAGACCUGAAAGAAGAGCCCUACCCUCUAGGGACCUAUAUCCUCAUAUGAACAAUAAAGAGGUUAGGUGGAUUCUUGGCCUUGGCAGGUCAGCCUCCAGUACAACAAGCAACACAUCUGUGGAGGAAGCAUCCUGGAUCCCCAGUGGAUCCUCACGGCAGCCCACUGCUUCAGGUACAAUCAGGCCCAUCUGCCUGCCCUUCUUUGAUGAGGAGCUUGCUCCAGCCACCCAACUCUGGAUCCUCUGCUGGGGCUUUACGGAGCAGAAUGGUGGGAAGAUGUCUGACACACUGCUGCAGGCGUCAGUCCACAUCAUUGACCACACCCGGUGCAAUGCAGAGGAUGCCUACCAGGGAGAAGUCACUGAGAAGAUGCUGUGUGCAGGCGUCCCAGGAGGUGGUGUGGACACCUGCCAGGGUGACACUGGUGGACCCUGAUGUACCAGACUGACCACUAGAAGGUGGUGGGCAUCGUGAGCUGAGGACAUGGCUGUGGGGGCCCAAGUACCCCAGUAGUGUACACCAAGGUCACAGCCUAUCUCAACUGGAUCUACAGUGUGUGGAAGUCUGAAAUGUAAGGCUAUUGUCCCUCUGCAGCGUUCAGAGCUGCUUCUCUGCAGUCCCGCCCACUAGGGAUCCCCCAGAAUCCCACACUGGGGCUCAUCUCUCCACCCACGGCCUUGGCAUUUGCUAGAGCAGCAAACGGCCUCCAUUCCUGCAAGACCCUCACACCCCAGAGGCACCCAGAAGGAAGGCAGCUGCCGUAGCUCAGUCAUCCCCAGUGCUUCCAGAAUCCCAGGGAGAGAUGCAACCCGCUGAACGGAGCCAGCUAUGGACCCAGGUCUCAGAAACACUGCUCACUAAGGAGGAACUUUCCCCCUCUACUGAAUGGAAGAGGGUUCUUUCAUGAGAACCCAGAUGACCAGGCUGGAGAGGAGAAGAAGAGGGUCUGGCCAGCCCUCUUUCUCCACCCAUUUCCAAGCCCACCGGAACAAGAAACCAGGUGUAAUGUAAAUGCACAUCAAAACCUUUGGCGUGACUACUGUUACCUACAGGUGUUAUUAUUGUUACUUCUAA